Messenger RNA from Phaethon lepturus (White-tailed tropicbird), 288 nucleotides. It is a transcript of the gene ISCU, whose product is annotated as iron-sulfur cluster assembly enzyme. Gene Ontology annotation, biological process: intracellular iron ion homeostasis; iron-sulfur cluster assembly. The transcript is spliced from 3 exons. The record is from RefSeq and is a predicted model, not a curated record. Gene Ontology annotation, cellular component: cytoplasm; mitochondrial matrix. NCBI's taxonomy places the organism in Eukaryota, Metazoa, Chordata, Aves, Phaethontiformes, Phaethontidae. Gene Ontology annotation, molecular function: ferrous iron binding; 2 iron, 2 sulfur cluster binding. The annotation marks the transcript as partial.
GUGGAAGUGGACGAGAACGGGAGGAUCGUGGAUGCCCGUUUCAAAACCUUCGGCUGUGGGUCGGCGAUCGCGUCGAGUUCGCUGGCGACGGAGUGGGUCAAAGGGAAAACGGUUGAUGAAGCGCUGAAAAUCAAGAACACGGAUAUCGCUAAAGAGCUUUGCCUUCCUCCAGUCAAACUGCACUGCUCUAUGUUGGCUGAAGACGCAAUCAAGGCUGCCUUGGCUGAUUACAAGUUGAAGCAGGAUCCAAACAAAGAAGAGUCAGAGAAGAAAGCAAACAAUGCCUAA